Zingiber officinale is the source of this 1317-nucleotide messenger RNA. Its product is annotated as NAP1-related protein 2-like. Gene Ontology annotation, biological process: nucleosome assembly. Gene Ontology annotation, cellular component: chromatin; nucleus. Gene Ontology annotation, molecular function: histone binding; chromatin binding. The transcript is spliced from 10 exons. Lineage: Eukaryota; Viridiplantae; Streptophyta; Magnoliopsida; Zingiberales; Zingiberaceae. The record is from RefSeq and is a predicted model, not a curated record. The coding region runs from base 140 to 937 and encodes 265 amino acids.
AGGUGAGGAUAUCUCAUAAAGGUUACGCAUGACUGGCUCUGUUUAGGUAUACCUCUCACCGCCGGUGGCUAAAACCUCCCUCUCUUCCGAACGCGCCGCUUCUCCGUCGCUUUAGGGAGUAGCAGAGUUAGGGUUUUGGAUGCAGAAAGGUUUAGCAACCAGGAUGACGGUGGCGGAUAAAGGGAAGAAAUCGAAGUUUGAGGAGGAGGGCACCGACCACAUUGACGGCGAGCUCGUCGUCUCCAUCGAGAAGCUACAGGAUAUCCAAGACGAGAUCGAGAAGGUGAAUGAGGAGGCAAGUGACAAGGUUUUGGAGGUGGAACAGAAAUAUAAUGAGAUACGCAGGCCUAUCUAUAGCAGGAGGAAUGAAAUUAUUCUAUCUAUUCCAGAUUUCUGGUUAACUGCUUUUCUAAGUCAUCCAGUUAUAGCUGAUCUUAUAACUGAGGAGGACCAAAAGAUAUUGAAGUAUUUGAUUUCCUUGAAUGUGGAAGAUUUUAAAGAUGUGAAAUCAGGCUACUCUAUUACCUUUAAUUUCUCCCCAAAUCCAUACUUUGAAGAUUCAAGUUUGACAAAGACAUACUCAUUCUUCGAUGAAGGAAUUACAAACAUAACGGGCACAACGAUAGAGUGGAAGGAGGGAAUGAAUGUUGCAAAUGGUGGUGUUCAUGAAAAGGAAAGGGGUAAGAGACCCUUUUCUGAAGAAAGUUUCUUUUCCUGGUUCAGUGAGACUCAACAGAAAAAUCUUGCGGAAGGAUUUUCUGAUGAGGUGGCUGAGAUAUUGAAGGAAGAUUUAUGGCCCAAUCCAUUGAGGUAUUUCAACAAUGAGGUUGACGAUGAAGAUUUUGAGGGAGAUGAUGAUGAUGAUGAGAAAGGAUCUGACUUCGACAAUGAGGAUGAAUCAGGAGGCGACGAAGAUGGUGAAGCAGACGGCACUUAAAUGGAAAACCUCAAGCUAUGCUGAUCAUCUCUCGACCUGAGUACGUCUGGUUGCAAAAUGUCCCGAACAUCAGCUCGUGAGCAACCUGUUUGAGCAGCCCCUGACUAGUGUUAGGCUUUAAAUUAUCUGCUAAAUUGUAGUUGCUACACAAGCAUGGCCUGCUGAUUUUCUUGCGUAGAGCUUUGUGGAUCUGGUCAUCCAACGACUACAUGCCUGUUACUCAUUUCAAUCCUAUUGCAAGUUUAUUGCCUAAAAUGUGUAUUUUCUUAAUUCACAGUGGGCACAUGCUUGUGUUGCCUUUUAAUUCAAAUUCAGGUAUCUAACUCUUUCAAUUGUAUUAAUUCGGGUAGAUUAAUCAGUCGGCAUGAUGUUUUGUUUAA